This is a messenger RNA of Cladocopium goreaui, 1745 nucleotides long. The record is from the annotation of a GenBank genome assembly. NCBI's taxonomy places the organism in Eukaryota, Dinophyceae, Suessiales, Symbiodiniaceae.
UUACUGGGCCCUCCAGCCUUGAUGUGGAGAAUCUGCUCCCCCAAUCUCUGCGGGAUGGGAUGUUACCAAUUCAGCAUGAGAAUCUCCAGCUGUUGGUCUCGUUGAUCCAGACUCGACUUUCAUCCAGGCAACUGAAAUGGCACAAUGAACAGCUCAGUGCAGAGAUGGAACAGAUCAAAGGUGGAUCAUCCAGUCCCACAGAUCCCACGGCUGCGGAGGUUGAGGACAGGAUGGAUGGGCUGGAAGAUGCCUUAAAGCUAUGUGUAGCUGAGCUGAUAGCUCUGAUUGUUUCGUGGCAGCGACAGAUGGAAGGAGAGCAGAGAAAGGAUCUAUCAGUGGAAUACGAGAGGUGUAGAAUGGAGAUGCAAGAUUUGGCUAUCCAUCAGGAAAAGGAAGUUGAAUCGUUGAUGGAACGUCUUGCACCGUCCCGAAUAAGGGAUAGGUUUUCGGGCAAAUGCCAUGCCAAUGAAGUCACUGAGCUUCGAAAGUCUCUUGAGCUGCGUCAGAAACGUUCCUUGGAAGAGACCAUGGCGGCAUUGGAGCAGGAAGAAGUGGUUCUGGCAGAGUCUUGCAUGGCACUGGAUGAUGAGGAGAGUAAAAUGCAGUCUGAGAUGCAAGUGGAGAGUGAGGAAGCAGAAGCCUUGCGUCGGAUGCGUUUGGAAGUUGGGAAACUGGAGACUCUUCGUAAUCGCCUUGAAGCAUCUGAACAGACUGCUUUGAGCAAUCGAAGAAAAUCUCACCAGGAGUGUGUCUUUUGGGAAGAUCGAAUUCAGCACUAUGCGCGCGUGCGAGAGGAGCUCACUGAUAGCGCUUGGGUGAUGUCACAUGAACUGCAGGAGAAAAUUCUUGAGACCGAAGCUGCUGCCGAUGAUUUGAAGAUGCUGCGACCCUUGGAGACCCCAAAGGGAAACCCGGAGCUUCAAGAAGAAGAAACCGCGAUCAGGUUGCAGUUGGCCCGCGCCGAAAAGGCACUUGCACCCAAACAAAGGGAAGUGGCUGAAGCGUUGAACGAAUCCUUUGAGUUGCGCAAAGCUUUGACCUCUGCCUACAACAACCGCUCUGCCGCCAAGAUUGCUGAGGCUGAAGCUGCUCGAGAGGUGCGUUCGAGUCGCAGGAGGAACGCUGGGCUUCGGGAGUCCUUGAAGAAACAGCUAACUUCAGUGGCUGAGUUGAAGGAAUCCAAACGGGAAGUUGAAGCCAAAGAUCGGAAAGUUUUGCUACUCCAGAGACGGGCCUUGCAUGAAGAACUGGCAGAUACAGAGAGCAAUGCUCUGGCAGAAGAACUUCGGGUCAAAACUUCAGAGCUGCAGCUUGAAGCUCAAACUGCGCGGCGCUUAAGGGUUGACAUCAGGGACAUGAGAGCGAAGCAACAACAUCGCUUGCGACAAAGGUCGAAGACAGUUGGCUCAGUUAGCUCAGCUCCACUGGCCCUGGAGAAUUCAGUGCCAUCCUCCAUAUCUUCCGCAGAUGUGCAGAAGCAGCUGCGGAAGAGGGAACAGCAGCUGCAACUGCUGCGGACUUCCUUGAGCUCGGAUGGGCAGAGAUACCCCUUCACCGGAAGUGCUGAAUCCGAAAAAAAGGGCGCUGUGGACUAUGGCGCCCGUAGCGUUCCUGGCGUUCCUGGCGUUCCUGCUUUGGUCAGAUGUCCAGUGGUGACUGUGAACAACUUUGUGCAGGUCCGUCCAAACAAUCCAGUGACCCAAAGGGUCCACAUGGUCCACGGAGUGAGUUCUAGAAGUGUGUGA